AUGCCAGGGCUUGGAAAAUCCGUCUACCAUGUAUUGUUUCACCUUUCGCGGUAUUUUUGUGCCGCCGUGGUGGCGGCGCUGCUUCUCCUCGCCCUCAGUGGCGGUUCACUCGCCGGGACACGCAUACGCGUCGACUCCAACAGUGGCGGGGCAAAAAGUGAUACCACGUGGACCGUGAGGACGACGACGCCCCCUACAGCUGCCGCGCCGGGGUCGCUUCAGGAGGCGUGUCACACGGAGAUGAAGCUGUACUGCAGCGACCACCCUAUCUCCCCUCUGCGCUGUCUCGUGGAGCAGUACUACCACACCACCAAGAACAACGGUGAGGAGCCACGUCGACGGACGUCCGCGCUUUACUCAGACGUGUGCGGAUCAUGGUUGGCUGCGCGCGAGGCGUGUCUUGGCUUUGUGCAUCAGCGCGGCCGUGAACUCUGCGGGAACUCCGUGGGUGAGGUGCGUGAGUGCCUGCGGCAGAUCCCCCCUCUGGUGCUUCCGCACGCGUGCGUGACGAGCGCCUACUACGAAAGUGUGCGACUGGUUGGAAAGUUGCGCCAGCACCAAAACGAGGAUGCUCGGCUGCGCCUGCUUCGCAAGAAGUUGCCGUAG
Leishmania mexicana MHOM/GT/2001/U1103 is the source of this 606-nucleotide messenger RNA. RefSeq lists its product as hypothetical. The coding region runs from base 1 to 606 and encodes 201 amino acids. The transcript has a single exon. The record is from RefSeq and is a predicted model, not a curated record. NCBI's taxonomy places the organism in Eukaryota, Euglenozoa, Kinetoplastea, Trypanosomatida, Trypanosomatidae.